Molecule: messenger RNA, 4017 nt
Organism: Lagenorhynchus albirostris (white-beaked dolphin)
Lineage: Eukaryota; Metazoa; Chordata; Mammalia; Artiodactyla; Delphinidae
Gene: HTR7
Product: 5-hydroxytryptamine receptor 7
Exons: 3
Coding region: 305-1720 (471 amino acids)
Biological process (GO): smooth muscle contraction; G protein-coupled receptor signaling pathway, coupled to cyclic nucleotide second messenger; chemical synaptic transmission
Cellular component (GO): dendrite; membrane
Molecular function (GO): G protein-coupled serotonin receptor activity; neurotransmitter receptor activity
Source: RefSeq, a predicted model, not a curated record
GUGCGGUGCGGCCAGCCGAGCCCGGCCCGCCGGCCCCCGAUCCCGCGCGUCCCGGGGGUCCGUCGGGUGCUGGAGGCGCCUCCCGCAGGGAGUCCCCGGGUGGCCGCGCUCCCGCGUCGUCCGCUGCUGUUGGGGGACCGGGACGUGCGGGCCGCAAGGCCGAGCCGGGGCGCCCUCCAGCGGACUGCGCGGGCCCCAUGGCUGGGCCGAGCGGAGCGGAACCGACGAGGUGAAGCCCCCGGGCCGGCAGCCGGAGCGCGUGGCGGGGGCGCCGGCUCCAUGGGCAGCGACGCACGGCGGCACGAUGAUGGACGUUAACAGCAGCGGCCGCCCGGACCUCUACGGGCACCUCCGCUCUUUUCUCCUGCCAGAGGUGGGACGCGGGCUGCCCGACCUGAGCCCCGACGGUGCCGGCCCGGUCGCGGGCUCCUGGGCGCCGCACCUGCUGCACGGGGUCCCUCAGGUGACGGCCAGCCCCGUGCCCACCUGGGACACACUCCCGGACAAUGCCUCCGGCUGCGGGGAGCAGAUCAACUACGGCAGAGCCGAGAAAGUUGUGAUCGGCUCCAUCCUGACGCUCAUCACGCUGCUGACGAUCGCCGGCAACUGCCUGGUGGUGAUCUCUGUGUGCUUCGUCAAGAAGCUCCGCCAGCCCUCCAACUACCUGAUCGUGUCCCUGGCGCUGGCCGACCUCUCGGUGGCCGUGGCGGUCAUGCCCUUCGUGAGCGUCACCGACCUUAUCGGGGGCAAGUGGAUCUUUGGCCACUUCUUCUGCAACGUCUUUAUCGCCAUGGACGUCAUGUGCUGCACGGCUUCGAUCAUGACCCUGUGCGUGAUCAGCAUCGACAGGUACCUUGGGAUCACGAGGCCGCUGACGUACCCCGUGAGACAGAACGGGAAGUGCAUGGCCAAGAUGAUCCUCUCUGUCUGGCUUCUGUCCGCCUCCAUCACUUUACCACCGCUCUUCGGCUGGGCUCAGAACGUAAAUGAUGACAAGGUGUGCUUGAUCAGCCAGGAUUUUGGCUACACGAUCUACUCCACCGCAGUGGCGUUUUACAUCCCCAUGUCCGUCAUGCUUUUCAUGUACUACCAGAUUUACAAGGCCGCCAGGAAGAGCGCCGCCAAACACAAGUUCCCCGGCUUCCCGCGUCCCGUGGAGCCCGACAGCGUCGUCUCCCUGAACGGCAUGGUGAAGCUCCAGAAGGAGGUGGAGGAGUGUGCAAACCUUUCGAGACUCCUCAAACAUGAACGGAAAAACAUCUCCAUCUUUAAGAGGGAACAGAAGGCGGCCACCACCUUGGGGAUCAUCGUCGGGGCCUUCACUGUGUGCUGGUUGCCGUUUUUCCUCCUCUCGACGGCCAGACCCUUCAUCUGUGGCACCGCGUGCAGUUGCAUCCCGCUGUGGGUGGAGAGGACAUUUCUGUGGCUGGGCUAUGCAAACUCUCUCAUUAACCCCUUUAUAUAUGCCUUCUUCAACCGGGACCUGAGGACCACCUACCGCAGCCUGCUCCAGUGCCAGUACCGGAAUAUUAACCGGAAGCUCUCGGCCGCAGGCAUGCACGAGGCCCUGAAGCUUGCCGAGAGGCCCGAGAGACCUGAGCUUGUGCUGGAAACCCAUCCGACAAGUCUUGACAGCCAAGUGAGAGGGGCACUUUCAAUGGGAUGGGAAGGCAGAGGCCCUGGACCCUCUAAGACCUGGCUCUCAUGCACAUGGAUAUAGUUCGCUAAGUUGAGUCCUGUGAUGGUACAGAGGUAGGAGAGUGUGUAUCUAGAGGGACUGUGGCUCUACACGAAGGAGAGAGAGACUUCCUCAGCUGUUGGCCAAAACUUCUCCAUGACUCAUGGCAGUUCUGUGAAUCUAGGGAGGAAGGAAGUCAGGGAGGUGGGGUUUCCCGGUCUCUGCACACAGGGUUUACUAUAGUGCCCCCUCCUAGGUUUGACGGGGAGAAUACUCGCACUGUAGUCAACAUUAUUAUCUUCAAGUAUGGCAAGUAGUAUUUUGCAAGGAUUAUUGAGAGUAGAGCCAUUUUGGGCUAAAGCUAUAUUAUAAAAGUGAAUUUCUAAAGGGUUAUCUGGAGCUGAUUUGCAAAUAUAUUAAGGCCCUCACAACUUAUAGAAGCUGUGAAAUGUAUGAAAAGAGCCAUAGCACUUUUUCUUUCCCCUUAGAUGCUCAUAACCCCUUAGAAACCACAAAUAAUUCAAAUGACUGAAUGCAGUAAAUAUUAAAUCCACCCACCACAAAAUGAAAACGCACAUUUACAGUUCUGCUAAAUCAUUUUCUUGCCUCCUUUCUCUCUCUCUCUCUCUCUUUCUCUUUAUAGACAAAACUCUGACUACUGUAGAAAAAAAAGUCAUGAUUCAUGAUCAAAAGCAGAAUAAUGGAGAUGCAAUAAACAAGGCAAGACAGAGGUGGAAACAGAACGAAAUCAUUUGCUGAGACUUCGGAACGGAAUGAGGCUUCUGUCCUUUCUUGGGAUGGCUAAAGUGUGACCAGCAAAGUAUACCUGCUGUUCAAAGUAUAUUAUGAGGGGGAUGGUGACCUCUCCUUUCUUUCCUGUGGAUCACUGCUAUUGUGCGCAGAUGAAAACAGCCCAAUCAGCUCGGCAGUGAGCACUCGCACAGAACUGAGUUCCAGAAAGGAAACAGUUUCUGGUGCUUUGCUUCUGUCCAAGUCCGUGCAAGUGAAGAAAGUUCCCAUGCACGCUUCCCAUGCUUCUGAGUCUAGGCGUUGUGGUGAAUAUUCAGGAAUCAUGUAUGAGACAGAUGUGUUUUUGUUUCUGUUUUUGAGACAGAUGUAUUUUGUUGUGGGACAGAAGGGUGUUUUCCCCAGCAAACUGCGGUAAGCAUAGUGAUGAAUACGUUGCAUGUCCACGUUAGAAAACAGAACCCCGUCAUCAGCUACCACAAAUGAUCUCCCAGAGCAGUGUCUGUUCCGCUUCUGUCAAACAGUUUGGCUUUUUUGCAGGGUCCCUGUGACGUCCCCACCAGUGUACUUUCUUUGUUAACUCGCUUCUCUCAUUAUGGUGUUAACUCAGGAACAUCUCAGGAUGGAGAGAAUAGUGAAACCUGGAUAAAGCUUUUUCUCACACUUGCUCUUCUUCUGGGGGAUCCUGAGAGGUGAGGGCGGUUCCUCCUGUGAGGAGUUUUCCCUGGAUGAAGAGCGGGGGCUACCUCACCACACCAUAUAUUAACAUGAUGGUUGGCACAGAACUUGUGACUGUUGUUUACACCUGGGUGCAGUGGGCCCACAGGCUCGUCCCUAACUGUGAGGAUUGGGGGAGGAAGUAUGGGAAUAAUGUGGUUUCCAUGGAAGACUGUGACGCUUCUGGAGAUGGAACAUCCACAUGUUAAUUCUCAUUGAGCAGCGUUUUAUUAAACUGUGUGCAUCGGAGGUCACCUGGGCCAGUGUUAGGAGCCCUCCAGAGUACCAUUCUGCUCCUUCUGGAGGAUUGGUUUUUGUGUUCUCUGUAUCUUAAAUCAAAUGUGCGCCUGGGCAAUUCUGUUCUUCUCCUCUCCCUCUCCCCAAAGUGGUAGACAUUCAGGGCAGGGCAGGAAACAGAAAAGAUCCCUUUGUAGAUAGUAUAUAUUUUUAAAAUGAUUCUGUGUAAUAUGUAUGAGCUAGGGAGACAGAAAGACAGUAGAUCAGAGAAGAGUACCUCUAAGGGGACAAAAUGAAUACCAACCUUCAUUUGACAAAAGAGAACUGAAAGAGAAUAUUAUUUUCCUAUAAUAUAUAUAGCUGUUCUCUCACAGGAUAAUGUGGAAUUCCAACGUGGAUGGUGGAUUUCUUCCAACUUUCACUGACAUUGCUUCUUACAACACACGGGGAAGGGUCUGCCUUUCUGAAAGGGGAGGUGGGCACUAUCCUUUCCAACAAAGCUUGUACAAAUUCCUGAACCGCAGAUUUGCUAAAGUAACUGUAAAUAAUUAUAUUCAUAAUUUAAAUGAUUAUUUCUGGUCAGAUAAAUGUUGUUAAAUUUGAAAAUGUUUUAUUACAUUACAUCAAAUAAAGUUUAU